AUGGCAGGUUUAAUGAAGAAGUAUGGCAUCAUCCAUAAAUUGGCCACGGCAUACCACCCACAAACGAAUGGCCAAGCCAAGGUCUCCAAUCGAGAAAUCAAGCGUAUAUUGGAAAAGAUUGUGAAGCCUCAUAGGAAGAAUUGGAGUUCUAAACUCGGUGAUGCGCUUUGGGCCUACCGAACGGCUUAUAAGACGCCAAUUGAUAUGAGCCCUUUCCGGUUGGUCUAUGAAAAGGCUUGCCAUCUUUUGGUCGAGAUAGAGCAUAAAGCGUAUUGGGCCGUAAAAGAAUGCAACACAGGUUUUGGGGUUGGAGUCGAAAGGAAGUUACAGUUGGUGGAGAUUGAGAACCUUCGAUUGGAAGCUUAUGAGAAUUCUAGGCUCUACAAAGAGAGAAUGAAAGCAGUGCAUGAUAGGAAUAUCAAAAGGAGAAAAUUUAGAGCUGGGGAGUUGGUCCUCCUUUAUAACUCUAGAUUGAAAUUGAUGCCCAAAAAGUUAAGAUCAAGGUGGAAAGGUCCUUAUAGAGUAGAGAAAGCAGAACCAUAUGGAGUCUACCACCUGCGCCACCCUUCAAGCCCCAACAUCUUCAAAGUUAAUGGUCAUCGUCUAAAGCUAUACCAUGGAGAAAAGAUGAAAAGCAACAAAGAGGUUGAGGUGUUCCUCCUUGAGGAUGCACCCGAAGGCGAAGAGAUUUGA
Molecule: messenger RNA, 693 nt
Organism: Arachis ipaensis
Lineage: Eukaryota; Viridiplantae; Streptophyta; Magnoliopsida; Fabales; Fabaceae
Source: RefSeq, a predicted model, not a curated record